Molecule: messenger RNA, 1167 nt
Organism: Acanthopagrus latus (yellowfin seabream)
Lineage: Eukaryota; Metazoa; Chordata; Actinopteri; Spariformes; Sparidae
Product: olfactory receptor 11A1-like
Exons: 1
Coding region: 238-1167 (309 amino acids)
Biological process (GO): G protein-coupled receptor signaling pathway
Cellular component (GO): membrane
Molecular function (GO): G protein-coupled receptor activity; olfactory receptor activity
Source: RefSeq, a predicted model, not a curated record
UUUUGUCAUUUUGUAGUCAGCAUUGAACAGACUUUGGAGAGGAAAUGUUCCUUUUGGGGUUGUUUACUAAAAAGAUAUUGAUUGUGAUGAAUCUGUUUUGUGCUGUUGCGUUGACUUCUGCUUGUUUUGCACAAAGUGCAGCUAAAACGUAAAGCACAUAUAAACAAACAGUAUAACUCCCAGUUUAAUAUGUAACAAAAUUAUUACUUUGUGUUCUUGUGAACCAGAUGGAGGAUCAUGGUGAACUCAACACAGGUUUCAUUUUUCACACUUAGUGCCUACUUUGACACCGGGCUGUUUAAAUACUUAUAUUUCAUGAUUAUUUUGUCUCUAUAUAUUUUAAUCAUUUGUUCCAACCUUCUGCUCAUCGUGGUUAUCUGUAUGAACAGGAGCUUACAUGAACCUAUGUACAUGUUCCUGUGCAGUCUGUUUGUAAAUGAACUGUAUGGUAGUUCAGGGUUGUUUCCGUUCCUUCUGACUCAGAUUCUUUCUGACAUUCACACUGUUUCUGCUUUAUUUUGCUUCCUGCAGAUUUUCUGUGUGUACACUUAUGGCAACAUAGAGUAUUUGACUUUAACCGUCAUGUCUUAUGACAGAUAUCUUGCCAUCUGUUAUCCUCUACAAUAUAACACUCGUAUGUCAUGCAACAAAGUUGCCAUCCUUAUUGCUUUAACAUGGUUGCUCAUAUUUCUUUUGCAUUUUUUUACAAUGCCUUUAAUUAUUCCUUCACAACUGUGUGGGGACAUUAUUAAAAAAGUCUACUGUGACUAUCACUCUGUUGUGAAACUGGCCUGCUAUGACACCACAGUCAGUAACAUCUAUGGACUCACUGCUAGUGCCAUCUCUGUCUUUGGUCCUCUAAGUUUAAUUCUCUACACGUACAUGAGGAUCCUUAAAGUGUGUUUCUCUGGUUCUAAACAGACGAGACAGAAAGCCGUCAGUACCUGCACACCUCACCUCGCUUCUCUGCUCAACUUCUCUUUUGGGGCUUGUUUUGAAAUAUUACAGAGCAGGUUUAAUAUGAACAGUGUUCCUAAUAUGUUGAGAAUAUUUUUAUCUUUAUACUUUCUUACAUGUCCUCCACUCUUCAACCCUGUAAUGUAUGGGCUCAAACUGUCUAAAAUCUUUGUCAUAUGUAAAAGUCUCAUUACAAAUGUAGGCUGUUAG